This is a messenger RNA of Caenorhabditis sp. 36 PRJEB53466, 22933 nucleotides long. The record is from the annotation of a GenBank genome assembly. Lineage: Eukaryota; Metazoa; Nematoda; Chromadorea; Rhabditida; Rhabditidae.
AUGCUAUUCUUGGAUUUGCGGAUAAUUACGGACUCGCAACAGUUACAAAGGUAACAGCCGGCCUCAAUGGGGGUAUUCCAAUACUUACAACGUCUGGAAUGCCUUCACUUCUGAACUCCAAGAAAGAAUAUCCCUUUCUUACAAGAAUGCAAGGGAGCUACCGACUUCUCGCAGAUUCAAUGUAUCAAUUAAUUGCUUAUCACGAUGAGGAUUCCGUCUCGAAGUCCAAUUCAUCUCUGAACUAUCUGAAUCUUCUGUUUUUUUACCACGACAAACGGAGAGCCGUUAAUCGGCAAGUUGCCCAAGAUGAGAGUCAGGAAACAGGAGCAACCUCAUCUCACUGUUACUUCUCACUUUACGCAAUAAAACGAUACUUCACUGAGAAAAGCAAAACGUUCAAAAGGGAAUGGGCAUUGAAUACACCCCAAUUUCCGUUUGAUGAAGAUUUGUCGAUUGGAAGAGAAACAUUCAAGCAAUGGUUGCGCGACAUUUCACUGCAAUCAAACGGUGAGUUUUUUUUCAACGUCGAUUUUUCUCUUUGGUGUUUUUGUACCGGGCUUGUAUUAUGGCGAUAUUUCACUGAUCAUGGCCCGGCUUUUCAUACAUAAGACUUUCGGUUUUUUCACUACAUCUCCAGAAAUCGAACAUAGGGACCUCUGAUUUUUUAUAAGAGUUCAAUUUUACUGAGUUCUUCAAAAUGAGCCAGGUCAGGUUUUCUGAGAGAAGUUACAGCUUCACAAUUUCCGCUCCUCCGUGUGCUUUGCCGGCCCGUGCUGAUUUGAACAAUGCAGAAAUGUACCUUGACGUUGUUCCGUAUCGUUCCGUAUCAACCCCAAAAGCACCGAUUUUUGCAAUUGCUUCCCGAUUUUUCUCGAUUUUUUCAGCAGCAAAUUGGUGUUUAUUUACUUUUUCAAUUUUCCGAAACAUUUUGACUCCAGAUUCAGACGGUCAAAAAGGUUUUCCCUCCGGGCACAUUACUUAUUCGUUAUUAUUCAGCUUCUUUCCACUGGUCACUGGAAAUGACCCAACUCGACAAAAACAUUCUGUUUUCUACAGUAAUCUACCGUAAUCUGUUUUUUUGGCGGUUCAACAUAAUAGAACUGGGCAGAAUAUAUUCUGCCCCUAUAGGACUGCGACAGAACAGAACUGCGACGUAAUAGAACUGCGACACAAUAGAACUGUUUUUCGGGGGUGUUCGUUUUCAUUUUGUUUUUAAUGGGGCUAUUCAGCGUAUGUUUGUUUUCCGUUUUUUUUUCGAUUUUUGGCACCGCUGAAUGGAUUUUUUGACGUAAAAAAACGAAAAAAAAAACAUUUUUUCACAGCCUGAAUAACCCCAUAACAGUGAGACAUUGCCUAUAUUUCUAUUCAAUAAUUCGAUAGCAAGCUUCAAAAAUAAUCUUAUUUAGAAAACGGUUAUUCUACAGAAAGACGCUCCACUCAGGCAAAUCGUUUCUAAUCUAACGAUAGCUAAUUCUCGUUUCUAACCGGACCUAGUUAGAUUACUACAGAUUUCUGAAUCUAGCUAGCUGAUUUUGCAAUCUAAACAUAAUCUAGCUAGGUUUGCCCGAAAUUUGAAUCUAAUUAGAUAAAUUUUAAAUGUAAUAUCAGUGUUUUUGCAAUCUAAUUAGCUUCGCCAAUCUAAUUAGAAAAUUUAUCAGUCCCGUUAGAAGAAUUUGCAAUCUAAUCGCAGUAAAUUAGCAAUCUAAUUAUUAUAAGGGCACCGCACAGAAAUGGCUCUCUGUUGAGAAACUCUUUUUACAGUGUAAAUUGAGCGACCUCGGGGCCGAGUUUAAAAAGUUAGGCCACAUUUUCAGUGGAAAUUUACUUCGCGGCCUAGAAAUUCGGCCAGAUUGCGAACAGCGCGCCCUUUCUGUUCGGUGCCCCUAUAAUAGGUCUGGUUAGAAACGCGAAUUAGCUAGCUAGAUUACGAACGAUUUACCUGAGAAAUCAGUUCUGUUGUGUCGCAGUUCGGACCCAUGUUCUGAAAGUCUUGUUUCGUAAAAAAUGUACAAAAAAAAACUCGAAAAUAUUAUAGGGGCACCGAACAGAAAGGGCACUCUAUUGAGAAACUUUUUUGCACUGCAAAUUGAGUGAGCUCGGGGCCGAGUUUGAAAAGUUAGGCCACGUUUUCAGUGGAAAAUUACUUCGCGGACUAGAAAUUCGGCCAGAUUGCGAACAGAGCGCCCUUUCUAUUCUGUGCCCCUAUAAUACUAUCCACUCUCGACAACAAGAGCCAAUUAAGUAGAACUAGUUUUUUAAAGUCCAGAAGUGAAUAGACGCGCAACGUGACGGAAAACCAGAACUGCAAGAUUGAGUAGUAGCAAUUGAUUUCAUAGUUUAAACGUACGUUUAGAUGAUUUCGUUGAAAUAAUGUAGCAAAAUGAAGUGUAGAAAAUUUUUUCUUUUGUUUAUAGAAGAUGAAGUUGGAAUGCUUCUAGUCUCAGGGGAGACUUUUGAAUAGUCGUCGAAUGUUGUAGUCACAAAAAUACAUGGGUUGCCGCUAAAGUAUCCAACCACAAACAUGAUUCAAAUCUAUGUGCUCCAUCUCUUUUUUUUGUGGUCCUUUCCAGCAAGGCAAAUAGUGCGAGAAAGAGGGUCUCUUUCGCGUCUGUGAGUGAAGUGGGCGGAGUCUAGUUGUUCGUUUUUUUUCCCGCAAUGUCUUGCGCCGUCGCAGCCCGUUGCCUCCGCAUUUUUUUGCUUUCUCGUCACUCGUCUUUCCGACUUUGUCUGUCUCGUGAGCCCUUGUGGUACCAACACGAAACUUGUAUCAGCAAGUGACGCCCAAAUUGAAGACAGACCAGGCAAUGGUAUCCUGAUGAUUGUAAGCAACAUUCUACUAUUAUCGUUGGUUAUAAGCAAUUCGGCUUUUCGUUCAUCAUUGCCUGUUGAUAUCGUAGUAGGGCUACCGGAAGAAGAAGGAGAUCGAGGCAAAAAUCCAUUUCUUCUGACACUUGAAAAAUCAAAGCCUGUGUUUGAUGUGGCCCUGGAAGACGUCUACGAAUACAAACUAUUACCCCUUGGAGCAAUAAAAAUAGUCUUCGAAAAUUCUGGUCUGUCAGACGCCAUUGGUCCGCAGAAGAUGAUCGAGCACUACUGCAACAAAACCGUUGAUGCAAUAAUGGGACUUCCGUAUGUAUAUGCUCUAGCCCCAGUUGCGAGAAUUACUCGCUUUUGGGGUCUAGGUGUCCCAGUUUUCACAACAACGGCACUUGUUGACGAGCUGGGAGAUCGGAACGAGUUCCCAUUAUUAACGCGAAUGAUGGGGAGUUACAAAUCACUCGGAAAGCUUGUGACACGGAUUGCCGAGCUGUUUGAAUGGCAGCACUACUUCUUCAUGUUCAAUGAUGAGGUGGCAAGAGGGAGUAACAAAGGUAGAUCGGAGUGCUACUUUUCGCUUUCUGCCAUCAAAAAUCUUAUUAUGAAUAACAAAACUUCCACAUGGAAUGUGAAAAUGUUCAGUGAGUUCGAGGCUGGCCGGCAACAGUACCGAACCCUUCUGAGUGAGGCGUCCGUGAUGAGCAACCGUGAGUAUUUUUAAGAGCCAUUAUUGUAAUAAGGGGAAGCUUUGUACCGACCAGAUAUCAGUACAAACUUAAACCUCUUUAUUUCAAAGCAACGAAAAGCAUUCACUGAAAUCACUAAACUGUCCUUUUCGAUUGUUUGUGAGCAUUUUAGUGUGCAACGUAAUUAUUUUCUUUUCAAAGGUCUCAUUAGCCAUCGCGAGAGAUUCACGCAUUUUGUAAAUUACGGAUUUCCUGCCUGCGUUUCGUAAGCAACUAUCUCACUUUAUUGUCUUGACAGUAUUUAAUAUCUUGGUUUCGAAAGACUUAGAUCUUGCAUGUUUCCUGAGAUAUGAGAAAUUAUACUGUUUUUUUUUUUACAAAACCGUUGUGCCAUAAAAAAAAGAUGUUGAAUAGACUCAAUGCUAUUCCGCAAUUAUUCUAUCUUCUCGGCUAGGACGUUUAUUUUUCGCCCCGGGCAAAGCGAAGACGCUGCUAAUGCCGAAAUUUUAUUUCCGAAAAAGGAUUGAAAAAAUAUAUUAAAAUAGAAGAAAUUGUUGUCACUAUUUCCGCCAAAUACUUCUACAUGUCACUCUUAAGGUUAGACUGUUACCGUACACUAUUGAACUACGGAAAUGUUUCCAAAAAAUUUAAAUAAUUAAGAAAUACCACUGUUUAAUGGUGUACGGUAAAACUCGCUCAGCUGUGCGCACUACUGUUAUCUGUAAAAUUGCUGCGUACUCUGGACUGGAACAGAUAUCACAGAUUUUUUUAAAGAUCUCGGAGUCCAUGUUUGAACACGGCUAAUCUGGGCGAACAGGCGAUUUUAGGCGCCUGAAAAGCACCCAAAGAGUCGAAUAGUAUACUGUUUGACAAACCAUGUAAGGCCGAAAACCAACGAAUAGACAUGCGAGCGAAGCAAGGCUUUUUUUGCAAAUGAGCUCCAUUGAACAUUUUUCUGCGUCCCUCAUCUUAAAAAUAGCGUAAAGAGUGAAAGAAAAUCCUCUGCGUUUUACCAUUAUAUGCAUUAGAAUAAAAUUUACAACAGUUUUGUUUUUCAGUUAUAAUACUAUGUGCAUCCCCGGAUACAGUUCGAGAGAUAAUGCUAGCUGCACAUGAUCUUGGAAUGGCAACCAGUGGCGAGUAUGUUUUUAUCAACAUCGACGUAUCAACAGGGUAAUUUUCUGAAAGGAAAAAUUUUAUUACCAUAAUGUACACCCAGCCGGGGUAUUUUUUUAAUGUUUGCAGACUCCUGUUGUAUCCGCCAAGCUCCUUCUCUUGGCUUCUCGAAAUUGAUGAUUCGGUAGAAAACAAGAUUUUGUCCUAAUUUCGCUGUUUUUUUCGCUCGUUUUUGACGAAAAUGAACUGGCGCUUGAAUUCACUAAAUUUUGUUGGAAUCUGGUAGAAAAUCAGAGAAAUUAGUUCAAAAAUAGUUUUCUCAGUCAAAUCGGUAAUUUCGAAAAUUGAGGGAAUCGGAUCUUGGCAGAUACGGCUGACAACAGGAGUCUGCAAAUACCGCAAUAAUCAUCAUUAAUUUUAUUUAAUAAAAACCUAACGGCGUCUGCCCAUUUCAUUUUUGCCAGGCCGCUUUUUUAAGUCUUGUAAAUAAAGAAAGGGUCAGACCCCGUACGACUUAUUAAUAAGACUGAUUUUCUAUUAGGGGUACAUUUGACUGAAAUUGCGCUCUACCGCAAACCACGUGAAUUAAGUGCCAAAUUGGAAAAGGUUGCGGUCGCGGCCGGGUGUUCACAUGGGAUUGCGGCAGAGCGUAAUUGCAGGCAUAUGGCGCCAUAAUAGCUAGUAAUUAAAAAUUCGAUUUAAAAAAGUGGGAAAUUAUGAAAUCUAAACAAAAAUUCCCAAAUAUUUGUUCGGGAUUUGUCUAGAAUUGGCGCAAUUAUAUAAUUGCUAAACCGCAUUUCACCUGUGCUCUGCCACUGCGCCAACCGGGCGGAGGCGCGCCCACCGAUAAUGGCAAUGAGAAGCUCGGUGUCUGUCGUUCAUUUUGGAUGCGACUUUUGUGGAGUUUCAGCACAAACAUCUUAAAAUUUAAAGUCAUUGGCCCCGUAGAAAUUUUGAAUUGUAAAAAAGUAGGGUCAUCGCUGAACAUUUUUUGCUAACUUUUGUGGCACUUUGACGGCCUGAAAAACAUGAUUGGCCCCGUAAAAGUUCAAAUUUUAUUUCAAAAACGGAUUCCCCAUCCCUUAGACUGUAAGAAUCACCUCAGAAGCCGCGUGUUGCACAGACUCCGGCCACAGUGGCUCUCAGACUAACUUCCAUUUUCGUUUUCGCCCUUUUUUGAGAAAACGGAGUUGUUCAUUCGAUUCAGCAUGGCCGAUUACAUAAAGUAAAACUUUUUGAGUAUGGUAUUUGGUUUGGGGACCUCGGUACAGGCCCUCAAACAUGCGCGGGCGCGAUUGAGGAGAAAAUUCGGCAUGCCACGCCCCCUUUGUUGCGCCCCCUAACCAUAUUAUAGGGGCACCGGACAGAAAGGGCGCGCUGUUCGCAAUCUGGCAGAAUUUCUAGGCCGCGAAGUAAUUUUCCACUGAAAACGUGGUAUAACUUUUCAAACUCGGCCCUGAGCUAACGCUCGGAAGUGGCUGCGCCGCUAGUUUCUUUCUCAGAGCCGUUCGAAAGUUCACGUGUUCAUUUCUUAAUUUUUUCGUCACUACUUUCAGAAAUGAAAUGAUUUUAGAAAUGAACGUGUAGACGGACAAACGGAGAAAUAAAUAAACAAACAGACAAACCCACCAAUGGGGUUAUUCGGGGUGUGAAAAAAAAUAUUUUUUCCUUUUUUUUGUUUUUUUUUAAACUCAAUUUACCGCUAUUGCCAAAAUUUUCUGAAAUUAGGCUUGAGUCUGCAAACACCGAAGGGCAAGAGCGGUAAAUUGAGUAUACGUCAAAAAACCAAUUCGACGAAUUCGAGAAACGAAAGAAAAAAAACGGAAAAAACAUACGCUGAAUAGCCCCACAGGCGUUAUAUUAAUAAGAAUGAUGUUUGCACUUAGAUCGCAUGCCGAGCAGCCAUGGAUAAGAGCAAAUGAUACCAACAACGAAGAAAAUGAUAAAGCAAAAGAAGCGUAUCGAGCUUUGAAGACAAUUUCUCUUCGGAGAUCAGAUUUGGAGGAAUACAAAAAUUUUGAACUUCGAGUUAAAGAACGUGCUGAGCUCAAGUAUAACUACACUAACAUUACCGGAAAAGAUUAUGAGGUGAUUGACUGGUCGGAAAGAAUCCAAUUAUUUAUAGGCUUGUUACGACCCGGGCCGACGGGCACAUUUUCCUAGGUCAAAACCAAUUUUCGAAACGUUUCAAUAUUUUGUCAUGACCCGGGCCGGCAACUCUCACCUGAAUUUGACAAGUCUAUUAGUUUCAAUGCUAUUUGAUCCUCAAUUAACAUCUUUCAUUAGAUGAACAACUUCAUAAGUGCUUUCUAUGACGCAGUUCUUCUAUACGCUAUCGCACUCAACGAGACUAUACAAGCUGGUCUUGAUCCUAGAAAUGGGCAUAAUAUUACGUCCAGAAUGUGGGGAAGAACAUUCGUCGGCAUCACUGGAAAUGUGUCCAUCGACCUCAACGGUGACCGUUAUUCGGAUUAUUCAUUACUUGACCUCGACCCAGCGCAGAACAAGUUUGUGGUGAGUUUUGUCAACAACCAUUUCACCAGAUAUCCUUCAUCUUUGCGUGAUGUCCUGCGGUGUUCACAGACUGCUUUUGCUGUGGCAAUUUUGAAAGGCGGAGCAGAGGGCUGAGUUUGGCGGUUACUGUUGGCAAAAGCGGUCUGCGUACAUCACGCAGAAACAGGCAUCCAAAUCGCUUGAGACGGAAUGGUCCUGUCUCGCGGUACCAAAGAAGCAUGUUGCAUGUUCCGGGGAGCAUUUAUUCUUCCUGUCUCAUGGUACCCAGUGCAGGCAUUCCCGCAGUCUCGUGGCUCCCUUCGCCCGCAUCCCAACUCUUUGGUUACUUGACGUAAACAGUAACAAUAUUUAUUAGCUUACGUCUUUCAGAUUAGCAAGAAACCAAAAAAGUGAAUGCCGUAGGUGCAGCUGCUUCCGACAGGUAUCCAAACGGCUUGGGACGGGGUGCUCCUCCAGUUUCGUGGUACCAAAAGAAGUGUUACAUGAAACGGGGACGAUUUAUUUUUCCUGACUCAUGGUACCCAUUGCAGUAUUUUCCCCGUCUCGUGGUUUCCUUCGCCCGCGUCCCAACUUUUUGGAUACCUGUGCUCAGGUCUGGGCGAGCGAUCUGCUUCCCGUUGCCUGAAAAAAUUAUGACAAAAAAUCUGCUGGCGAGGGAAAUACCACUUGCGCCAUGGAAGAGAAAGGCGCAAACGGUAGACAGUUGAAGGCGCAUAGCUAGGUACCGCAACGGGUUUCGCAAAACUCCGAAUUUCCAUAAAUUUUUUGUUGGAAUGUGUUCCCCUACUCUAUAUGAGUAUACUCCCAAUUUUUUUUUCAAAAAUUUUCUGUAAAUCCCGAGUUAUACCCCUUCAAAGUUGCCCUGUUUUCUCCCCGGUCGGCGGCCGAGAAGACGGCGGAGUCUCGCUGGCAGGCGAUUCGUGUCGCUGUUUGGUGGAAGACACCAAAGAGGCAACAUAUUAAGUGAACAGAAUUGAUGUUUUAAGAAAGCAAAACAACUUUCGAGAUCAAAAGUUUCGAACCCGACACCUCCAGACUGCCGAGUGAGCACUCUGCCACUGCGCCAACCGGGCGGAGGCGCGGCGAACGCCAAUGGCAAUGAGAAGCUCGGUGUUCGCCAUUCAUUUUUGAUGCGACUUUUGCGGAAUUUCAGCGCAAAAAUGUGAAAAUUUGAAGAUGUUUGCCGGGCUGAAAUUUUGAAUAAAUAGAUGGAUUUUGUAGAGAAUUUCACGCUGAAUCCGAUUCCGUGGAGAAAAGCCGCGUGUUGGCUGUUUCUCACCUUCAAAUUAUCGAAAAACAAGAAAUUCGGCCGAAUGGGGCCUACUCAAUCGAACACAAAAAUGCUCCUAGGGGGUCUAGAGCUCUGAAAUUUUAUAUUUGGCUUCUGAGAGAGUUUAUCUAUGCAUUCCAAACAUAAAAAAGUGGGGUCAUCGCUGAAAAUUUUUCGCUAACUUUUUUGGCACUUUGACGGUCUGAAAAACAAUGUUUGCCGGAACGAAAUUUGAAUUUUAUUUCAAAAACGGAUUCCCCAUCCCUUAAACUGUCAGAAUCACUUCUCAGAAGCCGCGUGUUGCACAAACUCCGGCCACAGUGGCUCUCAGACUAACUUCCAUUUUCGUUUUCUCCUUUUUUUGAGAAAACUGUGCGUUUUCACGGAAAACGGAGCUGUUCAUUUGAUUCAGCAUGGCCGAUUACAUGAAGUAAAACAUUUUGAAUAUAGUACUUGGUUUGGGGACCUCGGUACAGGCCCUCAAACAUGCGCGGCGCGACCGGGGAGAAAAUUCGGCAGGCCACGCCCCCUUUGUUGCGCCCCCUACGCAUAGCAUGAAAUUUAUUUGUAUGCGCCUUUAACUUUCUCGUCUGCGCCUCUCUCUCUCUCUCUCUCUUCUACCGCGCAAAUGGUAUUUCCCUCGCCCACAGUUUUUUUUUGCGUUGGCCAGAUUUUUUCUCAGCUUGAAGCGCUAAUCCGCCCCCUUGCCUGUGCUUCCGAGCCUAAGCUAAUACUUAUGCUACUCGGUAAACCUCUGCAACUUCUCAGCAGAACAUAAGCAACUUUUACCUAACUUCUGUUCAAGCGCGUCUAAUGUUAUACGCAAAAAGUUGCUGAAGUUCUGCGCAGAAGUUGCUAUCGCCAAAACGUUUGCUCAAAACUUUUUGAGUCAAAAGUUGCUGAAGUGUUGUUCAAAAGCUGCUGAAGUGUAGUUGAAAAGUUGAUGGCGCUGAACGUUUGCUCAGAAGCUGCUGAAGUGUUGCUAAAAAUGCUAAUCCCAGACGUCAGCUCGAAAAUUGGCGAACUUUUGUUCAAAAGCUGCUAUAUAUCACCCCAACGUUUUCUGAGAAGUUGCAGAGGUUUACCGAGUACAAGGCACGGCGUGGCUUUUGCGACGUUCACCAAACGUUUGAUCCUCAGUCUGUGCAUUUUUGCAUGCCGGUGUUUCUCUGCGUACAGUGCAUUUUAUGUUACGCACAAAGUUCUUUUUUUUUUUUAGUUGUUGAUGAAUUUUCUCCAAAUAUUCAUCUCUUUAAAGCGUUUUUCUCUACUUUCUACCUCAAUUAGACCUUUUUACAGAUUCCAGGUGAAGUAAUACGCGAAGAGAAGUCGAUGCGAUGAAAAGAAACGCGUAAGUCAGUGAAAGUAAGGUUUUAUUCAGAAAAUGCACGAUUUCUCGAAAAACGUGACUAGAUUUUUUAAACAUUGGGUAAAAAACUUUACUUACAUUUCUGAGAAUGUUUUCGAACCAAAAAGAAGUAGAGUGACAGCUCGCUUUCGCGGGUAAACCGAUAGUUUGCCUUUCGUUAAAAAAAAUUUUUUUUUUGCUUUUACGAACUGUCACUCUACUUUUUUUUUGGUUCGAAAACAUUCACAGUCAUGUAAGUGAACAUUUCAAACCAAACGAUUAGAAAAUCUAGAGACGGUUUUUGAGAAAGAUUUUUUUUUCAACGAAAUGUCACUGUUUUCCGGCAAAAGACCAAUUUUUACGCGAAAGCGAGCUGUCACUCUAUUUUUUUUUGAUUGGAAGACAUUCACAGUCAUGUUAGUGAACUUUUUAAAUCAAAAGAUUAGAAGAUCUAGAGACGUUUUUCGAGAAAUCGUAUAUUUUCUGAAUAAAACAUUACUUCCAUUUACUUACGCGUUUCUUUUCAUCGCAUCGGCUUCUCUUCGCGUAUUACUUCAUCUGGAAUCUGUGAAAAGGUCUAAUUGAGGUAGAAAGCAGAGAAAAACGCUUUAAAGAGAUGAAUAUUUGGAGAAAAUUCAUCAACAACUAAAAAAUGAACUUUGCGCGUAUUAUAAAAUGCACUGGACGCAGAGCCACACCGACGCGCAAAAAUGCAUACCAUUUGGCUGCGUGUGUUGCGAAAGCCGCGCCUUGCAAGGGUUUUGGAACCUAGGCCCGCUGCGCGGGUCGAGCUAACGCUCGGAAGCGGCUUUCAGAUUAUCAGAAAUGUAAGAAAGUUCACGUGUUCAUUUCUCUAAUUUCUCCAUCAUAACUAUUUUUGUACAAUUUUGUUUUAGUAAUGAAAAAACUGAACCCCCUUUGUUUAUUUCUCUGUUUUUUAAAACAUGCAUCGAGAAUUUCAAAAGAUAAAAAAAUUUCAAAUGGUUGGAAAAACAGGCAGUGACAGUCAUUCGCAAAUGCGUCUUUAUUAUGGGGGCAUCUCACAGAAAUGGCGCUCUGUUCGCAAUCUGGCCGAAUUUCUAGGCCGCGAAGUAAUUUUCCACUGAAAAAGUGGCGUAACUUUUCAAACUCGGCCCCGAGGUCGCUCGAUUUGCACUGCAAAAAGAGUUUCUCAACAGAGCGCCAUUUCUGUGCGGUGCCCCUAUAAUAGAUUUGAACAUCUCUUCAGAUGGUCCCGCAAAGUAGUGCGCAUGAACUCAAAGACACGCCUCUGGUAUUAAUUUUGAGAGAUAAUGUAGAAGCCCCUAAUAUAUCAUCGACCGACUCAAAGCCUUUGAAGAGGGAAAGAGAAUUAGGUCUUUUGUCUUGAAGGCAAAAAUUUAAUUAAAAGUAUUGCAGGAAGUGGCGUACUACAGUGGAGCAUCCAAUCAGCUGAAAACUGUCGGAAAACUACACUGGGUCGGUGGAAAGCCGCCUAGUGAUCUUCCCAUUUGCGGAUUCGAUAAAAGUAAAUGCCCAGUAAGUCGUUCCCAUAUGAGCGCAACUAGAAUUUUUAAACAAUGUAAAGCAGGGUUAUCCUCUACAUGUAUACUUGCUCAUGGGAUCGUUCCUUCUAAUUCUUGUGCUAGUAUGCUUGUUUGUAUUUUUCUGGCGCCGAUACAAACUGGAACAAGAACUGGCUGCUAUGAGCUGGAAAAUUCGCUGGGAAGAGCUGGAUGGGGAUGAUACCCAGAAAAAAGAAAGAAAGAAAACGAAAAAGAGAAAAACGCACGAAGGAUAUUUACCAGAAUCGGAUCCAUUGCUGAGAUCAACUUCGCGCUCAUCUGUCAAUUCAGAUAAGGUAAGUAAUUUGUCAUAGUAGCUUUUAACGGGAAUUUAUUUAAUGAAUUCUCUGUAAAAUUAGAGGAUUUCAUAGUGUGAAAAAACUAUAUUGGUGGUAGUGCAAGGGGACAGUGUUGAGCGGAAUUCCGUCUGCCGUCUUUCGUCUUCCGUCUUCCGUCGAUUUUUUUGUUCCGUCUGCCGUCUUCCGUCUUCCGGGAAAAAAGUUUUCUUCCGUCUUCCGUAAAAAAAUCUGCCGUCUUCCGGGAUUUUUUCUUCUUACCGUAAAAGAGCAAUAGCUUUUAAGAAGCCAUUUACUAGUCCCGAAGAACGCGAAUUUCCACGGGCAGUGACCCAGAUCCAAAAUUUUUGUUGCUUUAGUUAUUUAAAAAAACCGGAGAAAAAAAGGCUCUGCAUUGACGAUUUUUUGUUCCGUCUUCCGUCUGCCGUCUUCCGGGAAAAAAGUUUUCUUCCGUCUGCCGUCUUCCGCGAGAGAAAUUUUCUUCCGCCUUCCGUUUUCCGUGUUCCGUAAGAAAAAUUUUCUUCCGUCUGCUGUCUGCCGUCUUCCUGAUUUCAAAAUUCUAUUUCCGCUCAACUCUGCAAGGGGAUAGUCGCGGAAUGGUGCUAAAAUACCUCAAACAAGCCUGAUCACCGCGGCUACUCGGCACUCAGGCAAAUCGUUUCUAAUCUAACUAGCUAAUUCUCGUUUCUAACCGGACCUAGUUAGAUUGCUACCGAUUUCUAAAUCUAGCUAGCUGAUUUUGCAAUCUAAACAUAAUCUAGCUAGGUUUGCCCGAAAUUUUAAUCUAAUUAGAUAUAUUUUGAAUCUAAUAUCAGUGUUUUUGCAAUCUAAUUAGCUUCACCAAUCUAAUUAGAAAAUUUAUCAGUUCAGUUAGAAGAAUUUGCAAUCUGCUCGCAGUAAAUUGGCAGUCUAAUUAGGUCCGGUUAGAAACGCGAAUUAGCUAGCCAGAUUACAAACGAUUUACCCUUGUGGGAAGUAUGACUGGCUACGGGCUUGCUAGGGUCCUCCUUGUGCAAAUGGAGCACAUGGAGCACUCGGUAGAUAGCUAUCCGCAAGUUGCCGCCUUGGUGUAGUGGCUGGCGCUACCUGCUCAGCAAUUUCAAAUUAUAAUUUACAGGCCCCAACUAACUGGAGGCCGACACUCCCAGGGGGCAACAAAGUAGAUGGCAACUCGGAAAAUUUGUCUCAGAUGGGGCAUUUACUCAGACGGGGCAAAGAUUUUAUGGGGAAAAAAAGGCUGAUUCAGAGGGGGCAACCUUCAUUGCUCACAGAGCUCAGGGCAACUUUUGUUGCUCACAGGGGGCAAAAACGGCAAAUUGCUCACAGGGGACACUUACCUUGUUUAUUGGAGCAAACGCAAAAACUUCAAAUUAUUUUGCUGACGUGAGUACAAACGCUAGAUUUAAUACACUGAAAAAAAAACAUACACUAAACAACCCAUCAGCCAACGGUUAGAAUAUUUUCCGAAAUAUAUUUUAUAUAUUUCAGAACCUUCUGAUGCGCAGUCAGAGUCAAAGCAAGAGUAAUAUAUAAAACUAGAGUCAAUGAAUGUGAGUCAAUGAUGAAUAAAUCGAAGAGUAUAUAAUUUUUGGGUUGUCAGUGAUCAAAAAGUAAAUGAGCAAUUUUCCGUUUUUGCCCCAAGGUUGCCCCCUCUAAAUCAGCCUUUUUUGCCCCCUAAAAUCUUGUGAGCAACAAAAGUUGCCCCUGUGAGCAACAAAAGUUGCCCCUGUGAGCAACAAAAGUUGCCCUCUAUGAGCAAGGAAGGUUGCCCUCUAUGAGCAAGGAAGGUUGUCCUCUUUAUGCCACGUCCAAAGUCUCGGAAAAACCGUAAAAACCGCAGGUUUUUCUGUCCAAAGUCGGCCGAAAUUUGCGUGAAAAACGGGGGUGCGCACAGCUCAAUGAAUGUAACCGUACCCCUAAAACUACGGUAUUUUUUAAAAAUUUGCGCAAGAAAUUUGAAUAUUUUCAAAUAUCCUCAAGAAAUUAACAAAUUUUCAAAAAAUACCGUCUCACAGAGAAGGCGUUAUGUAAAGUCCUGUUAAAUGUUACUUUUCAGAGAUCAUCGAGCUCAGGAACAACUCGUAAAAUAUCGGCAAUGAUUGAUCGCAAGUUGAGCAUAUUUACCAGGAAGAAAAGCUCUCCGCCUUCUGAUCCUUGUCAGAAAAAUGGCGGACUCACACCAUGCUCUCUGCAAAAAGCUGAAAAUGGGGACUGUUCUCCAUUAAAUGAAGUUCAAUUUCGGUUGCCACUGCAUGAUCGGAGAGUUUCCUCGCCAUCAUCAGACUCUCUGAUGAAAAAGAAAAACAGCAAUGAAGAAGAUUCAGAAAAUGGCGCGAAAAAAUCACUGAGCUUGAAGAAUCGUAAGCUUAGUUUUGGGAUGGUUUCAUUCAAGGUGAAGAAAUGAAAAUGUUUAUUCUUGACUUUUCAAUGUUCAGAGUGGAAGUGGUGGAUCGGUAGAAACGAUUGCACAGAACAACACCCAAAUAUACACAAAAACGGCGAUAUUCAAAGGUGUUCUUGUUGCAAUAAAAAAACUCAACAUCGAUCCGAAAAAGUACCCACGUUUGGAUUUAUCGAGGGCGCAGCUAAUGGAAUUGAAAAAAAUGAAAGAUCUACAACACGAUCAUAUUACAAGGUAUUUGAUAAAAGUCUUGGGGGUGAUAUGUCCCUCUGUUGUGUUGAUAAUGCCGCGUCCAAAGUUAAAAAUAAUCUGUGAAUUCUUAUGUAUUUUUUCCCGAAAUUUUAAAGAAAAUACUGAUGCGCAUAGCUGAACGAAUUUUACCGUACACCAUAAAACUAAGGCAUUUUUUUAAAUGUUCAACUUGAAAAAAAGGAUUUGGACACGGCAUAGAAAUCGAGAAUGAAUAAUGUCUAAGUAAUGACGCUCAGUUUUCUGAAAAUUUUCCCAGAGAGCAAACAUCUUUCAACACUGCUAAAUUUACAGAUUCACCGGUGCUUGUAUCGACUUUCCACAUUACUGUGUGGUUACGGAAUACUGUCCAAAGGGAUCACUCGAAGAUAUAUUGGAAAACGAAAAAAUAGAGCUGGAUAAAAUGAUGAAAUAUUCUCUUCUUCAUGAUUUAGUCAAGGUAAAUAUUUUUUAAUAGUUCUUAACAUUUUAUCAUUUAAGGGUCUAUUUUUUCUACACAACAGCGAAAUAAGGUCUCAUGGUCGUUUGAAAUCUUCAAAUUGUGUUGUCGACAGUCGGUUUGUUCUUAAAGUGACUGAUUUUGGCUUGCACAAACUUCACUGCUUGGAAGAAAUGAAUCCAGAAGAAAUCGGAGAACACGCGUUCUACAAAAGUUAGUUCAGAUUUUUUACCGAACGUUCCCAGAUCAGUACUGCCUCAAAUCAGAACCAAUUAGCGCAGAAAAUUGUUCUGAUCGGAGAACGUUCUAAAUGGGUGAUAGCGAUCCGAAUCGUUCCCUUAAAUAUAACUUGAUUCCACUUGAAACAUCGUGCAAACAGGGCUGGGAGAGACGACUUUUCGUAACAAAAACCACCUGCAGAUAGGUUCUGAUUUGGGACAGUUCUGGCUCAAGGUAGCCCCCUUUUUUCAAUUAAAAUUUGAAGCUAGGAAUAUCGCCAACCGCGUCGCAGCGCACGCGACGCCACGUUUUUUUCUAUUCUAUGUUUUUUUCUAUUUCUACUUUGUAGCUCAAUAUGACCUUUUUACAGAUCAAGUAAUAGUCGAAGAGAAGUCGAUGUGAUGUAAAGAAACGCGUAAAUACGGGAAAGUAAGAUUUUAUUCAGAACAUACACAAUUUCUCGAAAAACGUCACUAGAUUUUCUAAUCUUUUUCUUCUCACUUACUUUCUAAUUUUCUAAUCACUUACAUCACUGAGAAUUAGGCUGGUCGAACAGGCGAUUUCAGGCGCCUGGUCGACCAGCCUACUGAGAAUGUUUUCAAACCAAAAAGAAGGCGAGUGUAAGAUUUCGCGAAAAAACCGGUUGUUUGCCGGAAAAUUUCACUCUACUUCUUUUUGGUUCGAAAACAUUCUCAGUAAUGUAAGUGAACAUUUCAAACCAAACGAUUAGAAAAUCUAGUGCCGUUUCUCGAUAAAUUGUGUAUUUUCUGAAUAAAAUCUUACUUUACCUUAGUUACGCGUUUCUUUACAUCACAUCGACUUCUCUUCAACUAUUACUUGAUUUGGAAUCUAUAACUAUAGCCAAUAAGACUAUAAAAUGGUCAUUUGGAGCUAGAGAUUAACAUAGAAUUGAGAAACACACCUUAAAAGGUGAAUAUUUGGAACAAAUUGAGAGUGUGACAAUCCCAUAGAAAAUUCGAAGCCCGUAGAUAACAAAACCCGUAGAGUCAAAUCCCGUAGAGUCAAAUCCUGUUAAAAAAAAUGGCGGUCCAACAUAAUAGAACUGCGCAGAAUAGAACCGCAACAUAAUAGAACUGCGCAGAAUGCAGAAAACUCAUAAACUUCGGAAAAACAUGCCAAAAGGUCGGAAAAAAAUUGCCAAGAGGUCGGAAAGAAAUGCGAAAAGGCCUAAGCCUAUUUUCGGACCUUUUGGAAUUUUUUCGGACCUUUUGUCAUUUUUUUCCGACCUUUUGGCACUUUUUCCGGCGUUAUGGCUUCCGACCUUUUUGGUUUUCCGACCUUUUGUCACGGACUCCAAAAGCUACGUCGUGCGACGCGUGUGAUUUCUAUGGAGCCAGGUUUCAAAAGUCUUGCGCAUGAUAAUUUUUCAGAGAAACUGUGGACUGCUCCGGAGUUGCUCAGAGAUGCUAAUGCUCCUCCAAUGGGGUCUCAGAAAGGCGAUAUUUACUCAUUCGCAAUAAUUCUGCAUGAAAUGAUGUUUAGAAAAGGAGUGUUCGCUUUGGAGAAUGAAGACUUGUCCCCAAUAGGUAGGCUUUUCAACUUGGUGACCAAGUCAAGUCUUGGCCCGAAAAUUAAAAAAAAAUGACGGAAUAUUGUUUAAAAACGGAAAAUUUUAAAAAGGAUUUUUCAAAUGACACAUUAUUGGCUCCGUAGUUGUUAUAGGGGCAUCUCACAGAAAUGACGCUCCGUUCGCAAUCUGGCCGAAUUUCUAGGCCGCAAAGUAAUUUUCCACUGAAAAUGUGGCCUAACUUUUCAAACUCGAUCCCGAGGUCGCUCAAUUUUCACUACAAAAAGAGUUUCUCAACAAAGCGCCAUUUCUGUGCGGUGCCCCUAUAACACAUGCACGGGCCGGCAAAGCAUACGGAGGAGUGGAAAUUGUGAAGCUGUAACUUCUCUCAGAAACCUUACAUUUACCUCUGACCUGGCUCAUUUUGAAGAACCCAGUAAAAUUGAACUCUUAUCAAAAAAUCAGAGGUCCCUAUGUUCGAUUUCUGAAGAUAUAUUGAAAAAACCGAAAGUUGUAUGUAUGACAUGGCGUGCACGAAAAAGUGAUAUUUCUUACCUCAGAUCAUCGCUAUUGCCCCUCGGUGUGUGCAGACUCAAACCAAAAUUUCCUGAAAUUAGGCUUGAGUCUGCAUACACCGAGAGGGCAAGAACGUUAAAUUAAGUAUAAUUUGGGGCUAAAAAUGCGUUGUAUUAUAGGGGCACCGCACAGAAAUGGCGCUCUGUUGAGAAACUCUUUUUGCAGUGCAAAUUGAGCGACCUCGGGGCCGAGUUUGAAAAGUUAGGCCACAUUUUCAGUGGAAAAUUACUUCGCGGCCUAGAAAUUCGGUCAGAUUGCGAACAGCGCGCCCUUUCUGUCCGGUGCCCCUAUAAUAAGUCGCAUUUUUGGAAACUUGGCCUAGGAUCCGAUAAAGUUUCCUAGAGAAGUUUGCAAAAAUUCUAUGUUUUCUCGCCGAUCAGGAAAAAUGUAAUGUUUUCGAACAGUACACGGGCCGGCAAAACCUACGGGGAACAGAACAUUGUGAAGCUGUAAUCUCCCACAGAAACCUUACAUUAAUCUGGCUCAUUUUGAAGAACACAGUAGAAUUGAAUUUUAUAAAAAGGUACCGUUUAAAAAAUUUUCAUCUUAAAAUUGAGUCUGUCUUUAAAAAUAGGCGGAGCAAGAUUUCAAGUUUCGUCCCCGGCCCAGCCCGUUUCGUGUCUGCUAAUACUGUUUUUGUGCAGAAAUUAUUCAAAGAGUGCGCAAGCCUAUUGAAUCAGACGACCAGGACCCAUUGAGGCCGUGGAUAUCAGAAUGUGGAGACGGUGACGAUGGUUUGAAUGACACUCUUUUAUCAUUAAUGGUUACGUGUUGGUCGGAGGAUCCACAUGAAAGGCCGGAAGUGUCGCAUGUUCGCAAAGCCGUUAGAAGUUUGAACAGGUAAGUCGCAUGUAGUGUUGUACGGCAAACAUUUGUGAACAUGCUCGGCUGCGCACAAAAUAUUUGUGUUUCUGUAUUCAUUAAAAAAUGUUUGCAAAAAGCCGCGUUAAAAAUGUUUUUUCUACACAAAUGGUGUGGUUAAAUUCAUUCCAAAGUAAACUAAUUCUAAGGUGGUAAAGUGGUAAGAGACGACAAUAUUAAGGUUCCGAAUGAAAAUUUUUUGACCGAAUUCAUUUCUCACUGAAAAAGUCAUUUUCUCGUUUUCUUCUUGAAUUAUAAUUCGUCCAUUUCUGCAGUGUCUGAUUAUUCUCGUAUUAUCACUUUCAAGGGGAUUUUUCUUUUCAGUCGGACUCUGCGUCGAUCCACGUAGAACAUCGAUACUUUUGGAAUUAGCUUGCUAUCCAUUUAAACUUUGAUUUUUUCUCUGUUGAAUGAGCCCGUAAAUGUCUUCAUCACAAUGAUAUUGCUUGAAAUGAAAACUAGUUCCUGGACCUGUUUUUUCAAACAGUAGUAAAUUAUAGCGAUUUAUAGAGACAACGAGACGUCUAACCUAGUCGACAAUCUCUUGAAAAGGAUGGAGCAGUACGCGAAUAAUCUGGAAGGCCUGGUGGAAGAGCGAACUCAAGAAUAUUUGGCUGAAAAGAAAAAGGUUCGGAAAAGAAAAAGGGUAUGACGAAAAGUCCAGAAAACCGGAUGCUGGAAAAUAGCAAAAGUGUGGCACACGCGUGAGCAGAAGUUAGCUGAUCUGAGAUCAUGGAGCAUAUUUUUCGGUCAAUUUUUUAAAACAAAGCUUAUCGAAUUUCUAGCCAGAUUUUUUGUUUAGUUCUACUUUAAGGUUUCAGAAAACUCCCAGAGACCAAAAUUAUCAACAGUGAGCAUGAAAAUACAAGUUAAUCUCAGUCGAUAUUCAGCGUAUGAAAAAUAGAAGAUUUUUCCGUUUACAGCUGAUUCGCGACCGGUCUAUUACAAGUUCGCGGAUGUGUCUAUAGAGAACUCAGAGCAGGUCCUUGAAUAGGCACAUUAUAAACCGAACUUCACGCAUUAUAGACCUAUCGCGAACGUUCGAUAUCGAGAUUAUGAUUAUAACUCUGGAAACUCGAUUGCAAUCGAAGAGUUUGCAAUCUAAUUGAAGCAAAUUCUAUUUCAAACGAGUUCGUAUUAGAUUGCAAAGUUUUCUAAUUAGAUUGCGAUCGAGUUCCCGGUGAAACUCAAUUCAUCGCUAUUGCCCCUCGGUGUUUGCAGACUCAAGACAAAAUUUCUAAAAUUAGGAAAAUUAGGUUUUCGCGAUGGGCCUAUUACAGGUCCAUCAAAGGCUCAUCGCGAACGGUGCGCCCCACUGCCUACACUGCGUCUAUUGGCGAACUUUUUAUUCGUGAUAGGCAUAUUAUAGGCCUAUCACAGGUCCACGUUUUCAAUGGACCGAUCGCGAAUCACCUGUGUUUUUUUACGUCAAAAAACACAAUUCAGCGAUGUAAAAAAACGGAAAAAAGAAACACGAAACAAACAUACGCCGAAUAAUGGGGCUAUUCAGCGUACUGUUGAAAAAAAAAGGUUCGACAUUCGAAUCGGAGUUGGCAGCGAGCCAAGGACACGCCCCCUAAACAGCGUGCGGCAGUUACAGUCAGAGUUGAGCGGAAAUGGAAUUUUGAAAUCCGGAAGACGGCAGACGGCAGACGGAAGAAAAAAAUCGUCAAUGCAGAACCUUUUUUUCCGGUUUUUAAAAAAAAAUAACUAAAGCAACAAAAAUUUUGGAUCUGGGUCACUGCCUGUGGAAAUUCGCGUUCUUCGGGGCUAGUAAAUGGCUUCUGAAAAGCUAUUACUCUUUUACGGUAAGAAGAAAAAAUUCCGGAAGACGGCAGACAGCAGACGGAAAAAAAAAUUUUUUUACGGAAGACGGAAGAAAACUUUUUUCCCGGAAGACGGCAGACGGAAGACGGAAGAAAACUUUUUUCCCGGAAGACGGCAGACGGAAGACGGAACAAAAAAAUCCACGGAAGACGGAAUUCCGCUCAACUCUGGUUGCAGUGAAAAUUAUUUGGGGGGCGUGUCCUUGGCUCGCUGCCAACUCCGAAUGUCAACAGUAUGUCUGUUUCCCGUUUUUUUUUCGUUUUUUUUACUGAAUUGGAAUUUUUGACGUAAAAAAACGAAAAAAACAUAAAACAAUCAUUUUUUCACAGGCGGAAUAUUCCCAUAACCUAUUCAUCAUCAUUCUUAUUUAAUAAAAAGCUUAUAGGGUCUGUCCGUAACUUUCCCUCUCUCUCUUUCACCGUUUGUCCGUUUCAACGUUUUUCAUUUCUAACGAAAUUAUUGUGACGGAGAAAUUAAGAAAUGAACACGUUAACUUUCGAACGGUUAUAAGAAGGAAACAAGCGGCGAUCGCCGUUCCCUCGGGACCCAGGAUUUAAAAAAGUCUCAGGAGUGAUAAAUUGAUAAUGACGCUAGAUAAUCUUUAUACGGUGCAGUAAAUCUACAGGUAGAAGAUCUUCUUCAUCAGCUGCUUCCACCUUCUGUUGCCGAUCAGUUGAUUUCUGGACAAGCAGUUCAAGCGGAGUCUUAUGACUGUGUCACCAUAUACUUCUCGGACAUUGUGGGUUUCACUUCGCUCUCAUCACAGUCUACACCAAUGCAAGUGGUCACACUACUCAAUGAUUUGUAUCUGGCAUUUGAUGGUGUCGUAGAUAAUUUCAAAGUGUAUAAAGUAGAAACAAUAGGUAAAAGUCAAAUUCAAUAUUCAGUUAAGCUAUCGUUUAGGUGAUGCUUAUAUGGUUGUUUCUGGGCUUCCUGAACGGCGCGAGGACCACGCUAACCAAAUUGCUCAAAUGUCCUUAUCGCUACUUCAUAAAGUAAAAAACUUUGUAAUUCGACAUCGGCCUCAUGAACAGCUCAAACUUCGCAUCGGAAUGCAUUCGGGUAUGGUUUUCUUCUAUUGACCUCAACAAAUUGGUUAGUAACAAAUUUUUGGUAUUCCGGCCCGGCUUGCCGGACGGGUAUUAAUGCUCCCUUUUUUUAAUAGAUUGCAGGACUGGACGAAAGGGGCUGACUGGUCCCGAGAUAUGCAUAUACGGUGAACAUUUGUGAACAUGCUCGGGUCCGUUUUUAUCGCUGCGUAUCAGUGUGUUUUCUCGAGAAGUUCUUGAAAAAUGCUAUUUUUAGAACACACACUGCUGCGUAUUGCAAAACGUAUCCCUUUUGAGUCGCUACGCAGCGACAAAACACGGGCGGCAAGUUCAAACCAUGUUCGCAAAUGUUCGCCGUGUGAUUUCUAUGGAGCGCGUCUGCUGACGUAGUCUUUGGACCGUCGUGCGCAGCAGGGUACGUCGAAAAUCAAAAUUUGAGUUCGCGCCAAUUUGACUGUCCCACGGCGAAAUUCGUUGACUCAGGUAAAUCGUUUGUAAUCUAGCUAGCUAAUUCGCGUUUCUAACCGGACCUAAUUAGAUUGCUAACUUACUGCGAUUAGAUUGCAAAUUCUUUUAACUGGACUGAUAAAUUUCCUAAUUAGAUUGGCGAAGCUAAUUAGAUUGCAAAAACACUGAUAUUAGUUUCAAAACUUAUCUAAUUAGAUUAAAAUUUCGGGCAGAACUUAGCUAUUAUAGCAUUGCAAUCUCUCCCAAUAUUAGACGACGUUAAUCGGACUAUUAUAGGGGCACCGGACAGAAAGGGCGCGCUGUUCGCAAUCUGGCCGAAUUUCUAGGCCGCGAAGUAAUUUACCACUGAAAACGUGGCCUAAAUUUUCAAACUCGGCCCCGAGGUCGCAAAAUUUGCACUGCAAAAAGUUUCUCAGCAGAGCGCCAUUUCUGUGCGGUGCCCCUAUAAUAAUAGAUUAUUUUUAGAUUGCAAAAUCAGCUAGCUAGAUUUAGAAAUCGGUAGCAAUCUAACUAGGUCCGGUUAGAAACGAGAAUUAGCUAGUUAGAUUAUGGGGGUUAUUCAGGCUGUGAAAAAAAUGAUUUUUUUUCCGUUUUUUUUUCGUUUUUUUUACGUCAAAAAACCCAAUCAGCGGUGUAAAAAAACGAAAAAAAACGGAAAACAAACAUACGCUGAAUAGCCCCAUUAGAAACGAUUUGCCUGAGGAAUAGCGACUCAAUAGUGUUGUGUUGAUACGGACUCCGUAUUAUGGGGUUAUUCAGGCUGUGAAAAAAUGAUUGUUUUCCGUUUUUUUCGUUUUUUUACGUCAAAAAAUCCAAUUCAGCGAUGUAAAAAAAAAACGGAAAACAAACAUACACUGAAUAGCCCCAUUACGGAGGUCACGUUUGACCAAAAAAGAACGCGCGAAUUAAUGCAAUCAACACUGAGUUGGCCCGAUGCCAGCAGACAUUUUUAACGUGUACGCUCGUAAGUAGGCUGGUCGAACAGGCGAUUAUUGGCGCCUGCGCCUGUUUUUCAAGCGCCUGUUCGACCAGCCUACCCGUAAGAUUGACAGCCCCAAAAGUAUUCGAUAGAGCAAUUGCAACAAGGUACCCUUCUUCGCCCCCGUUACUGCACGACACCUUUAAAUAAAAACUUUGAAAAGUUGACGUUUUACAGGCUCUGUUGUAUCAGGUGUAGUUGGUUCCAAGAUGCCGAGAUAUUGCCUAUUUGGUGAUACCGUAAACACGUCUAGCAGGAUGGAAAGUAAUGGACUACGUGAGUGUUUGCCGUUUGUUUCCAGAAAAUUCGAUUCAACACGGCCAAAAUUUUUGAGCAUGGUUUCAUUUUGCCUAUGUGUAGCAACACCAUGAGCUCGCUUGAGGAAUACGGUUUUUCAUACGGAGCGAUACAAACGUUGUCGGCUAUGUUCACAAAUGUUCGCCUUGCUCAGUUGAAGUUAACGGCUUACAGAGACAGUUACAUUACCAUUUUUAACACACCUAAUUUACGCCUAAUAAAAAUUGUCGCGCCUAUUUACUCAUAUCAGGCAUUGUGCGAUACUAUGUGUUUCAGCUCUGAAAAUUCAUGUGUCCCAACAAACACAUGAUAUUUUGAUGAUGGAAGCUGGAUUCAAAUUGGAACUGCGGGGCUCAGUGGAAAUGAAAGGAAAAGGAAUGCAAACGACAUACUGGCUACGUGGUUACAAAGAUGUGGAAAUUCCUGAUUUCGGGGAGGAAUUUGCUUAA